Molecule: messenger RNA, 2320 nt
Organism: Polyodon spathula (Mississippi paddlefish)
Lineage: Eukaryota; Metazoa; Chordata; Actinopteri; Acipenseriformes; Polyodontidae
Product: ankyrin repeat and death domain-containing protein 1B-like
Exons: 15
Coding region: 55-1722 (555 amino acids)
Biological process (GO): signal transduction
Cellular component (GO): cytoplasm
Molecular function (GO): protein binding
Source: RefSeq, a predicted model, not a curated record
GGGAGCGUACAGCACCUCGUCUAUAGUAGCAGUGCUAACAGCCAGCACUCCACCAUGGAAGUGGCUUCAACUUUAAGAGACAAAAUGAAGAAAAUUUAUGAUUUAAAAAAGGAAAAUCUAAACCCAAAGAACUGGGUGAACGCUGAUAAUGUGAAGGGGUUGAAAGAGAAGGUUCUGCACAAUGAUACUGAAUCAGACAUAGACAAAAGCUUUGACAAUAAGGAGAUGUUAUUACAGAUUGAGAGGGACUUCAUUGAAGCUGCUAAAAGAAAUGACGUGCCGACAAUGAAAAUUCUCGAAAAGAACGUUAACAUCAAUGCAAGGAACGUUAAUGGCCGCACGGCACUUCAUUUUGCAGUUGCAAGAAAGCACAAGGAACCUGUGGAGCUCCUGUUAAGAAGGAAAGCUAGAGUGGACAUUGCUGACAAGCAUGGAGUAACAGCUCUUCACCUCGCUGCGUGGUUUGGAUGUCUGGACAUCAUGACACUGCUAGUGCAAGCUGGUGCAGAACAGAAAGCUUUAAACUUAGAUGGGAUGAAUAUCAUGCACUGCGCCGCUCUGAAUGACAACACUGAUAUUGUGAAAUACAUUAUUGAUGACUUGCAGAUGAAGCAGCUGGAUAAACCUGACAAGUCAAACAAGAAGCCCUUUCACCUGGCUGCUGAGCAUGGCUGUCUGGAAAUGGUGGAGAUGAUGAUGGGAGAAGAAUAUAAGCUGUCCACCAAGGAGAAAGACCAGGACAAUAAUACUGCAUUACAUCUUGCGGCUAAAAAUGGGCAUAUAGAAGUUAUAAAGCUGCUCCUUGACAGCUUUAAGGAGGAGCGAAAUAAAGUAAAUGAGGCUGGCAAGACUGCCUUGUAUUUGGCUUCUGAAGGAGGCUAUUACGAAUGCGUGGAAGUCUUGCUGAAAGCCGGAUGUGAUGUCAACAUUGUGACAAAGAAUGGCAACAAUGUGUUACAUGGAGUGUCAGAAAGUGGCCAUGCUUCCUUAGUGAAACUUCUAAUUGAUAACAGAGCUGACAUGAACUGUCUGAAUGAUCAAAAAUUGGCACCGAUUCACUUGGCAGUUGCCAAUUGCCACAUCCCUGCCAUACACACCUUCAUAGAUUCUGGCUGUGAUAUUAAUAUUACUGAUAGGAGGAAUCAAACUGCUCUGCACAUUGCUGCAGAGCUUGGGAAAGCAGACAUUGUGGAAAUGAUACUGAAAGCUGGUGCAGAUCUUUCUAUCCAAGACAAGCAAGGUAAGACUGCAUUGGCUGUGGCAGGAAGAGGAAACUACGUGAAUAUUGUUGACAUGAUCAUCAAAGCAGAAAGAUACUUUAAAUGGAAGAAGGCAAAUGCAGAGUCUAAUGAAACCCUUCAAAAUGAGUCGCUGCUGACAUUUAAACUAGACCACAGGACAGAGAACAAGCAGAUGCGCAGUGUGGCCUGGGACCUGGCCUUCAACCAAUUCAAGCCUCAAGACUGGAAGAGACUGGCACACAACUGGCAGUUUACAGACUCGCAGAUCACAGCAAUCGAGGAACAGUGGACAGGUCCAAAGAGUUACCACGAACACGGAAACAGGAUGCUGCUUAUCUGGUUACAUGGAGCCUUGGCUGCAAAUGAAAACCCUGGGAAAGUUUUAUAUGAAAGUCUGAUAUCAAUAGGAUGUAAAAGCAUGGCUGAGAAAACCAGAAUUGACACAAGUGGUAAUAAUUCAAAGAAAUGCACAGUUUCUUGAUGUGCCUCUGAAGAAGCUUAAAGACCAUGCAGAAGACUGCCUUUUUUUUAAAAGCAGUAUUAAGUUUUAUAAUUGAAAGCAAAAGAAAUAAGCAGAGCUGUAGCUCCUGGAGCUGCCCAGGACCUGCUGUCACACUGAGGCUUUUGAAGAUAUUUCUGCCACCCCACCUUUGAAUGUAAAAAAGGAAGCUAAACUGCAAAUAGGUAAUUCUGUAAAUAUUUAACUGUGCAGCCGCAAAGGGAAAUUCACUUAUUUUAUGCAGUUUUCUAAGUCGCUGUGACUUUUACUACUCGAUACUUUUCUUGGCUCGUCAUGUUAUGCCUGUAAAUUGCACACUUUUUUUUUUUUAAAUCAUCAGAAAAAUAAAUUACGUCAUUAUAAUAAAAUCAUAUAUUAUUGGAUAUAUUGAUUAGGACUAAGGGACACAGCUGGAAAGAAGGUCAGGGGCUAGCUAGGAUCCUUUAAGACUGCUGGGAUAAAUAAGAUACUAAAAAACAAACCUAAUGGUGCCUCUUGUUCAUAACUUAUGUUCUUAUUUUUUAAAUUAUAAUGACUACAGUAGUAAUUAAAUAAACAUUUUCCAUUCUAGCCUCAAUGA